Messenger RNA from Nematostella vectensis (starlet sea anemone), 2614 nucleotides. Its product is annotated as kelch-like protein 20. Gene Ontology annotation, molecular function: protein binding. The record is from RefSeq and is a predicted model, not a curated record. The coding region runs from base 147 to 1949 and encodes 600 amino acids. The transcript has 3 exons. NCBI's taxonomy places the organism in Eukaryota, Metazoa, Cnidaria, Anthozoa, Actiniaria, Edwardsiidae.
UUUCGCGCACGCGCCAAUCAUUCUAUUUCGACAAGAAAAUGCUUCCUGCCUCUUUUCUCCUUAAUUUGACUAGAAAUUUGGAUCAAACCCAGUGAAAUUCCAUCGCAUAACCUUUCGUCGUCAUCCCACUAGGGUCAGAGGUUCACAUGGAGUCGGGCUCGGCAGCAUUUGAGCUGGGAUACUUUUCAGGAAGUCCGCACUGUGGAAAUUCUGCCAAGACAACAAAUACCGUCACCAAAACCGUCAUGAAACACAUCUCAGAUCGACAUCCAAAACAGACGCUUGACUCGCUCGAAGCCCUUCGGCAGUGUGAGGAACUCUGUGAUGUGGUGAUAAAGGUCGGAUCCAGCACCAUUCACGCACAUAGGGUUGUUUUAGCCGCAUGUAGUCCGUAUUUUCGGGCCAUGUUUACGCGAGAAAUGGCGGAGAGUCGCCAAGCUGAGAUAACUAUUCGUGAUGUUGACGAAAGCGCCAUGAAUUUACUAAUAACAUUUGCAUACACGGCCUCCAUCACGAUAGAGGAGACGAACGUUCAGACGCUAUUGCCGGCUGCUUGUUUGCUUCAACUUACGGAGAUUCAAGAAAUAUGUUGCGAAUUUUUAAAACGUCAACUCGAUCCAUCAAAUUGUUUGGGCAUUCGUGCUUUUGCGGAUACUCACUCGUGCCGGGACUUGCUUAGGGUGGCUGAUUUAUUUACGCAACAUAAUUUUCAAGAGGUAAUGGAAAGCGAAGAGUUUCUACUCUUACCAUUCGCACAACUUGUUGAUAUUUUGUCCAGUGAUGAAUUAAAUGUGCGCUCUGAAGAACAAGUUUUUUAUGCAGUGAUGAACUGGAUGAAAUAUAAUGUCACUGAACGAAGGGCAUAUCUAUCACAUAUUCUACAACAUGUGAGACUGCCACUUUUAGGCCCAAAAUUUUUAGUUGGUGUCGUUGGGACUGAUGGUCUAAUAAAAAGUGACGAAACAUGCCGAGACCUUGUCGAUGAAGCUAAAAAUUACCUACUGUUACCAGAGCAACGACUUUUAAUGCAGGGACCCAGAACAAGACCAAGAAAGCCUACAAAGUGCACAGAGGUUAUUUUCGCGGUAGGAGGGUGGUGUAGUGGUGAUGCGAUCAGUAGUGUCGAAAGAUAUGACCCUCAGACGUCCGAGUGGAAGAUGGUUGCCACCAUGAUGAAACGUCGUUGUGGUGUUGGUGUCACGGUAUUAGACAAUCUGUUGUAUGCUGUCGGGGGGCAUGAUGGCAGUAGCUACCUGAAUAGUGUUGAGCGUUAUGACCCCAAGACAAACCAAUGGAGUAGUGAAGUGGCACCAACAAGCACUUGUAGAACAAGCGUAGGGGUUGCUGUGCUUGAUGGGUUUAUGUAUGCUGUCGGGGGCCAAGAUGGUGUCUCAUGUCUAAACAUUGUUGAGAAAUAUGACCCAUCUGAGAAUCGCUGGGCACGGGUUGCACCUAUGAGCACCCGACGUCUCGGAGUGGGCGUGGCUGUUGUUGACAGCUUCCUUUAUGCCAUAGGAGGGUCAGAUGGUACAUCUCCAUUAAACACUGUUGAACGGUAUGACCCAAGCUGCAACAAAUGGGUUUCUGUGGCAUCAAUGGGAACACGAAGGAAGCAUCUAGGAGCAGCAGUUUUUCAAGAUAAGCUUUAUGUUGUUGGUGGUCGAGAUGAUGCGACAGAGCUGAGCAGUGCCGAACGCUAUGACCCCAAAACCAAUCAGUGGUCACCAGUAGUAGCCAUGAACUCUCGCCGCAGUGGUGUAGGACUUGCUGUUGUAAAUGGCCAGCUACUUGCUGUUGGGGGUUUUGAUGGAACAACCUACUUAAAAACAAUUGAGGUGUUUGACACCCUGACUAAUCAAUGGAAGAUGUCAGGGGGUAUGAACUAUCGGAGACUGGGAGGUGGUGUAGGUGUUGUAAGGUUACCAUUGAGUGAUACUAUAGGCUGCUAGGUAAAUGGAUUCUAAUUGAAAUACUUUAAUAAAGGUACUCAAUAUUUCAAGUGUAUAUAAGUAUUUCAAUAAUCAACUCUCAGGCUAUGGAAUCAGCCCUCAUGAUAUGGAUGGUGUAAAAGUUGAUAAAGUUGAUUACAAGAGGGGACUAGGCCCUGCCUAGGCUAGGCAUCAACUCCUAUACAAGGCAAAAUCAAUUUGAGGUCUACCAGAAUCUGUGUUGUAUGAAUAAUUCAUUAUCUGUUCUUCCAUUAGAGGCUGUCCAUUUGAUAGCUGAAGGGAAGGUAAUGAAAAUAGAGGAAAUAAAAAACACACCAAAAUAUUAAGGAUAAUAUCUCACAAGCAUGCCAUGGCUAAAAGGCUUAACAGACUUCCAGAGAAUAAAUAUUAAGCAACAUCAACUGGCCACGACAACAAAUAAUGAGGAGAUGAAAAAUCUGUUACCUGACAAAUAUCAAAUGGUCUGUGCCUUACUUGCAUUAUAGCAAAUGACCAAAAUGGUUACAACACAAUUUAAACUACAACAAUAAGUGUAAACGCUUUGCUCACAUGGGACCUUAUUAUGAGAUCUUUUGUUGUGGUUUAUGACUGUGAAUUUAAUGAAAAUAUUAGUUUUAUAUGUCUAAUUGUAAUAAAAUUACAAAUAAAGUAUAUCAAUUUAAAAA